GGCAGACUUUCUUGCAAAUCAUCCAUGUCUAGAAGUGGAAACAGAUGAAGAGAAAGGGAUUAACUUGUUUUCAAUAAGUUUAGUUCCCGGGAAACUUAUUUUUGAUGGAUCUAGUAUAGAAACCAUGUCUAGAGCUGGAGUCGUGGUAAUCUCCCCGUCUGGGCUAAAAACACAUAAGUCUUUCCAACUGGAUUUUGAUUACACAAAUAAUCAUGCAGAAUAUGAAGCUUUGAUUAUUGAUCUUGAGAUGUUGGUGGAGCUUAAAGUAUCCAUGGUUGAGGUUAUAGGGGACUCACAACUAGUCUUGAAGCAAUUGUCUGGUGAGUACAACUGUAUUAGCCUUGCUUUAGCCCCUUAUUUUGCCUUGGCUAUGCAAUUACUAGAAGAGUUUGAUGAUGUGUCCAUCAGACACGUGCCUAGAGACCAUAAUCAUGAAACUAAUGAAAUAGCUCAGAUUGCUUCAGGUCUACAAAUUCCUGAAGAUGAAAGUUUCCAGAUGUUGUCUAAUGUCCAUGAUGGGAUUUGUGGUGCACACCAGGCUGGGAUCAAGAUGCGCUGGCUGAUUCGCAGACAUGGUUUGUUCUGGCCAUCUGUCCUGAAAGACUGUAUUGCUUAUGGUAAAGGCUGCAAAUCUUGUCAAAUCCAUGGGCCACUUCAAAGAGGUCUAGCCUCUAAACUUAAUUCUAUUGUCAAACCAUGGCCAUUUCAAGGCUGGGCUAUUGACUUGAUUGUCUUGCCAAUGGAGAUAAUAGCUAGGUCUUUAAGAAUAGCAAUUCAGCAUAAUCUCCAGUCUGGGGAAUAUGAUGAGGCCAUGAUGCUUAAACUUGAGGACCUUGAAGACACACGUUUGGCAGCUUUGGAUAGAUUGCAAGCUCAAAAACUCAAAAUUGCAAAGUCUUACAACAAGAGAGUAAAAGGUAAAAAUCUGGCAGUUGGUGACUUGAUCUGGAAAGCAAUUUUACCUCUUGGCAAGACAGAUCACAGAUUUGGGAAAUGGUCUCCAAAUUGGGAAGGACCAUUCUGAAUUCAUGAAGUGUUGAGAAGGGGAGCUUAUUGGUUAGAGUCACUUGAUGGAGAUCUUCAUGCCAGAAAAAUCAAUGGAAUUUAUCUCAAGCCUAUAUUAUCCCACAGUCUGGGAGGCAAGAGGCUUAGAGUCCCAAGAAGCUGUCUAAGCUAGGUUCAUACUUUUGUCUGUGCAUAAUUAAAUUGGGUUUCUUUCA
Messenger RNA from Rubroshorea leprosula, 1220 nucleotides. The record is from the annotation of a GenBank genome assembly. Lineage: Eukaryota; Viridiplantae; Streptophyta; Magnoliopsida; Malvales; Dipterocarpaceae.